This is a messenger RNA of Salvia hispanica, 1455 nucleotides long. RefSeq lists its product as uncharacterized. Gene Ontology annotation, molecular function: protein binding. NCBI's taxonomy places the organism in Eukaryota, Viridiplantae, Streptophyta, Magnoliopsida, Lamiales, Lamiaceae. The record is from RefSeq and is a predicted model, not a curated record.
AUGUCGCAUGAAGAUAGAAUCAGCGAAUUGAAUGAAGAUAGAAUCAGUGAAUUACCUAGUGAUAUUCUGAUAUCUAUAAUCUCUCGAUUGACUCCGAAAGAAGCUACUUCUACUUGCAUACUUUCAACUCAUUGGCGACAUCUCCAUAGCUAUGCGACUCAUCUCAAUUUCCCAAAGUUCGGAGAUAGGAUUGACACAAAAUCAAAGUAUUUAAGUAUGAUCGAUCAUGUCUUGGAUUCACAUAGAGGCACUAAAAUAAAAGAGUUGGUGGUGGACUUGGACUAUCUAGAAUGUGAAAAAUUUGAGAAGUGGUUCGAGUUUGCCCUAACUAAGAAAGCUGAAAAAAUUUGUUUACGUGGUUGGAAUAACAAUAAGGUUCCAAUUCUAAGACUUCCAAUUACAGAUGGUAUGAAAUGCCUUAAAGAUUUGUAUCUAGGCAAUGGAAUUAAAUUGACCGAUCAAGAUUUUGAGCUUUUGGUUUCCAAUUGCCUUGCUCUUGAAUGCUUGAUAAUUGAAGUAUCUUUCAGCUUGAAAAAUGUCUCAAUAGUUGGGCACUCGAAAUUGAAGCAUGUAAAACUAUUAUAUGCUAGGAGAGUUGAAUCCAUUGUGAUUUGCGACGCAAUAAGCCUCGUUUCUUUGACGCUCCAUAAUUUGUCAGCUGGAUGUGCUUUCAAACUAAGUAACAGUCCGAAGCUUACCAAACUCAAUUAUCAAGAAAAUCAUAAUGUACUCAUGCUUGCUGAGCUCCUUGUCAGAAUUCCAUCUUCCAUACGCAACCAACUUCAACGAUUGCGCCUCUCAACUACAUUUCAUUCUUAUUAUGUUACGCCUCGGGAUCUUGUUCAUCAAGAGUUGUUGUAUGUUGAUCUUAUAAAUAUAAAACAUCUAGAGUUGUCGAUUGAGACGGCCGAUUUUCUUUAUUGUGAUGGGCCUUUUCAACGCUAUGUGCACCGUUUGAUUGAAGCAUGUGGUUCACUAGAAACACUUGUGAUAAAGUUUACGAAGGAAGAUCUGGGCAUAAAUGCACAUCCAAUGUGUGAGGAGUGUAGGAUCAUGAUGCUCAUAGAUCAACCUGCGCCUGCAGAGUGUAGGAACACGAAUUCCCAGGAUUUAAUAAUUAUAGAACCUGCGGCUGCAGAGUGCAUGGGUUGCCAGCAUUUAAAAAGAAUAGAAGCGAUGGGCAUCAUGUAUCAACAUGCAGAGUUGCCCGUAAAGUAUUUGGAAAUCACAGGAUAUUUUGGUAAUUCGUGGCAACGGCAAUUGGCUAUGUUCAUAGUUGAUAAUGCUACGGCUCUCCAAAAAUUGAGUGUAUUGUCUUGUGAUCAAGAGGCAUUAGCUCGUGCACGUCAUGAUUUUCGACAUACUUCCUUCGUCCAUCAUGACAUACGGGGUCUAGAGAAUAAGUGGUGUUCCGACUAUUUGUCGUGGAUACUUGAUACGGGCAUAUCUUCAUGA